Trichoderma atroviride IMI 206040 is the source of this 237-nucleotide messenger RNA. RefSeq lists its product as uncharacterized. The record is from RefSeq and is a predicted model, not a curated record. Gene Ontology annotation, molecular function: transcription corepressor activity. Lineage: Eukaryota; Fungi; Ascomycota; Sordariomycetes; Hypocreales; Hypocreaceae.
AUGGCAUCGAACCGUGACUCUGUCGCCUCAAAUCCAGCUGCUAACGGCGACGAAGGCAAUGCGGAUGUCACAGCAGCUGUUGAAGAUCUCUUAAACACCCUGUCCAACAAAUUAUCUGGUGUAUCAUCCGAGAUUUUCGCCAAAAUGGAUGAAAUGUCUCGCAGACUCGAUAGCCUUGAAGCUGCUCUACUAGAGAGCAAGAAAAACAAGGAGGCAAACUCUUCAUCCAAACCUUGA